Messenger RNA from Aspergillus candidus, 2540 nucleotides. It is a transcript of the gene rgd1, whose product is annotated as putative Rho GTPase activator (Rgd1). Bases 119 to 2107 code for a protein of 662 amino acids. Gene Ontology annotation, biological process: regulation of GTPase activity; signal transduction. The transcript is spliced from 9 exons. The record is from RefSeq and is a predicted model, not a curated record. Gene Ontology annotation, cellular component: cytoplasm. Lineage: Eukaryota; Fungi; Ascomycota; Eurotiomycetes; Eurotiales; Aspergillaceae.
CUGCAGCCAUUCUGAUAGCCUUGAAUUGCUCAUUGUCUGUCGGACACUCUCUCAUCCUAUCGAUUGUUUCCGUCUCUAUUACUAUUCCACUUAGUUGUCCCUUGUUUGAUCAAUCUCCAUGGCCGAUGUUGCCUUGCCUGAUAGUGCCGCUCCGGCCAACUCCUCCCCUCAUGAACCCGAUGCGCCCCCACUAAGUGCUGUCUCUGGUGGCCCGGCAGGAGGGACUGAACCUCCAUCGGAUCCGUUGUCUAUUUCGGAUGAGCUGAAGGCUCGCUUGGAUAAAGUGAUCUACUCGGAUAUUGGUGUCACGACUCUUCUGAACCGACUGAAACAAAGCCUUGCAUCUGCUAGGGACUUCUCCACGUUUCUGAAGAAGCGCUCCAGCUUGGAAGAAGAGCAUGCCCAAGGCCUGAGAAAGCUGUCUCGCUCGCUCCAAGAUGCCUCCCUCCGCUCCGAAAACCGCCAGGGUACCUACAGCCAGAGUUACAACGGCCUGAACCGCUUCCACGAUCGCAUGGCCGACCAUGGACUCCAGUUUUCCGUGUCGUUGCAGCAGAUGGCCGACGACUUGCAUGAGCUGGCCGCGAACAUCGAGAAGGGCCGGAAACAGUGGAAGGCCACGGGCCUGACGGCAGAGAAACGGGUGCUGGAAGCCGAGACGGCGGCGGAGAAGGCCAAGUCCAAGUAUGAAUCGCUGGCGGAGCAGUACGACCGCGUGAAGACGGGCGACAAGCAGGGGGGCAAGUUUGGCCUCAAGGGUCCCAAGUCGGCGGCCCAGCAUGAGGAGGAGCUGCUGCGCAAGGUGCAGAACGCCGACUCGGACUACGCCGCCAAGGUCCAGGCCGCCCAGACGGCGCGGAAGGAGUUGAUUGCGACCCACCGUCCCCAGGCCGUGCAGAACAUUCAGCAAUUAAUAUCCGAGUGUGACUCGGGGUUGGCCUUGCAGCUCCAGAAGUUUGCCACGUUCAACGAGAAAUUGCUCCUGGGCCAAGGUAUGACCAUCAGCCCGUUGAAGGACGGUGUGGGAACGGCCGCUAUUGGGCCCAAGAGCCUUUACGAGGUGGUCUUCCAAAUCGACAACCAGAAAGACUAUCACGAAUAUAUCCUAAGCCACGCAAAUAAUCCCGGCGCUGUGACGUCGGAACAGAUCAAAUACACACGGCAUCCGACACUUGCAGGGACGUCGUCGGGCCCUCCUGCGCCAGCGUCACAGACCAGCACGCAGCACAAGCGCCAAUCGACCAUGCUCCCUUCGACAUUCUCGCAGCCGAACCUCACUUCUACGCAAGCACCUACGCAAGCGCCAGCGCCGGCGCCGGCGCCGGCACCGGCCUCGAACACCCCGCAGCUCCCGUACCCGCAUAACCCCGAUUCGUUCGGAUCAGCUCCCUUCCAGCAGCCCACCUACGCCCAGGGACCCCCGCCGCCAGAGAAGGUGCUGACCGUGGUCGGUGGCCUACCAUCGCCUGUAAACAAUGUGCAGCAGCAGCAGCACCUCCCGCCGCUGAAGCCCGUGUUUGGCGUCUCGUUGGAGGAGCUAUACGAGAGAGACGGGACCGCUGUCCCCAUGAUCGUGUACCAAUGCUUCCAGGCUAUCGAGCUGUUUGGACUCGACAUGGAAGGGAUCUAUCGACUAUCGGGCAGUGCGACCCAAAUCGCGCAGCUGAAGUCCCUCUUCGACAAUGAUUCCUCCCAAGUGGAUUUCACGAACCCCGAGAACUUCCACCACGACGUGAACAGCGUGGCCGGCCUUCUCAAGCAGUUCUUCAGGGACUUGCCCGAUCCGCUAUUCACUUCCCAGUCAUAUACCGAAUUUGUCAACGCGGCUCGCCUUGACGAUGACACCCAACGUCGCGACACCAUCCACGCGCUGGUGAAUAACCUCCCAGACGCUCAUUAUGCCACCUUGAGGGCCCUCGUCCUGCACCUCAACAAGAUCCAAGAGCACUACACGCAGAACCGCAUGAACGCGGGGAACAUUGCCAUCUGCUUCGGACCAACCCUCAUGGGCGCCAGCUCCCACGGCAACAUCGCCGACGCAGGAUGGCAAGUGCGCGUCAUCGAAACCGUCCUCGUCAACACCUUCCAGAUCUUCGACGACGACUGAUUGAUUGAUUCGUAAUGAAUGAAUGCUAGCUCCUAUUUGUAAACUUGGAAUAUGCGUCUUUUAUCCCCCCAGCUUGCUAUAACCCCCUUUCCCUUGUUUUAUUUAUUUCCCCUUUGUGUUCUUCAACUUGGCUAUCUACCCGUUUCUCAGCUUUCUUUCUCUGGGUUGUCUAUUCUUUAUGUACCACCUGCUACUUAUACCUGCUACCUAUACCUAUACCUAUACCUACUACCUACUUCUUACCACAUACUUAUACUUCUUACUACAUACAUACCCCUCCACACAACUGGAUCAAUAUGGAAAUUCCACUACCAACCAGGCCUUACUGUAAAUCACGCCAGUUUCCCAUGUGAUGAAUUCACCUAUCUAUCCAUCACCCUCCCUCCCUCCUCCCCCUACUGUGACGCGACAAGAUGAGUGAGAGAGAGACAAG